Strongylus vulgaris is the source of this 605-nucleotide messenger RNA. The record is from the annotation of a GenBank genome assembly. Lineage: Eukaryota; Metazoa; Nematoda; Chromadorea; Rhabditida; Strongylidae.
AUGGUAAACAACGUCUGUAUCAUUUUGAUGGACCAGUCACUGAAGGGUAAGCAAAUAUUUUUCGUCUAUCACGCAUCUGUCGACUCACUCACGACGCUACUGAAAUCUUGGCAACACGAAUUGAAAAACCGUCUAUUACUUUCGUCCGAAGCUGGUGCUUGUGAAGCUGAGCAAACGGCUGUUUCCACUUGCACCGUUGGAGCUGGGGACUUCCCAAACUUUGACGAAGACACUGAUUCUCUUGAUACUCUAUCAAUUUCGUUAGAUGGAAUUGAGAGUGGCGUUGUUGAAGCUGUACAGUAUCUGAUUGAUUGUGUUGUGGAGGAAGAGGAAAGUGAGCUGGAUAACCAACAGCAACUAGAAUCCGCACUUGCUAAUGCACCACCUGAAGGAGGGCAUGUUCUUUUUAGAGCUGACGAGGAGUCUGAAGCUGAAACUUCUACGACGCCUGGCACAACCCCGAGACCUCGGCAUGAGAGCGGCGAACGACCUAUGCCAAUUGGAGACUCCGUAGCGAGGUUAGAAUUAGAGGCAUUGUCCAGGCAAAUCGCGGCAAAUAUCUUUGCGGGGCAAUCAUGUGCAUCGAGCUUGCAAUUGGCAUGAAA